Molecule: messenger RNA, 1068 nt
Organism: Aspergillus melleus
Lineage: Eukaryota; Fungi; Ascomycota; Eurotiomycetes; Eurotiales; Aspergillaceae
Exons: 2
Coding region: 1-1068 (355 amino acids)
Biological process (GO): regulation of transcription by RNA polymerase II
Molecular function (GO): DNA-binding transcription activator activity, RNA polymerase II-specific
Source: RefSeq, a predicted model, not a curated record
AUGGUUUGCAUGUACGAAGGCAUAUCAGAGAGGCAGCGGACACGGAAAGAGUUGAGCGCAAACGCCAAUGUUCAAGACCCUCUGCCAUCUCCGACCUCGCCGAGGAAGAUAUUUGGAGCAGCAUAUACUGGAGAUGAUCUCCGUUUCUUUCACCAUUUUUUGCUGGUCGCGCGGCCACACCUCCCGUUUGGAAGCGAGGGGUCCUGGACCACGCAGGUUCCUACUUACGCUCACGAGUGUCCUCACUUAAUGUAUGCAAUCCUCGCUCUCGGCGCAACGCACUACGCAUUGAUCGCACCCAGCGGAUCUCAAUACACACCAAUGGCGAUUGCUCAUCGCGGAAAAGCCCUCCGGCUGCUCGGCACCGCGCUAUCCAAUGGAGACAGCUGCUCGGAUACAGAGAUGGAUGGUAUACUAGCUACAUGCUACACGCUGGUGUUCCAAGCGUACUACAUGAGCGACGGACUCGUCGAUUUCGCCGUCAUGGUUCGGGGAUGUGCCACGGUGACGAACCAAAUCCGGGCGCGAUACAACAAGAGUCGGAUGUUUGCUCUACAAUCGCAAGAAGAGGUUUCUGCUAUGGUUGGUACAUGGCUACCGACGGAGCCUUUGGCGAUUCAGGAUACCCUCGUGUUCUGCAUUGAGGAUCUCGAAGAACUACGGCCACUACUUCAGAGUCCGGCCCAUCAUUCUUUCUUUCAGGCUAUUCGAAAAACGUACAUCGCGCUGCAGUACUCGCCUCAGGAAGCGUUCUUUGGUUUGACCGAGAUUUAUGCCGUUUGGUAUAAUAUGGAGAAUCUUGAGUUCAUGGCUUUUAUUGUUCCGGGUAACCACGUCUCCUAUGCUCUGUUCGUGCAUUAUAUCGCUGUCGAGAUCCUGAUGCGGCCGCUUCUUGUCUAUGCUGGUGGGUGCCGCGAUAUGAGUUACCCAGUUGGUACGGUGAUUGUACAUCAAUGGGCAGAUGCGAUAUAUCAUAAACUGCCGAUUUCGAUCCGUCGACUGGUGAAGGGACAGGCUGGGUUGAUUGCGUCUGAUAGAGACAGCCAAGUGGGAUUUCGCGGAGGUUAA